AUGACAGGCUAUACCAUGUUGCGGAAUGGGGGAGUGGGGAAUGGAGGCCAAACCUGGAUGCUGCGAUGGUCCAAUCGCAUCCGACUUACGUGGCUCAGCUUUACACUCUUCAUCAUUCUGGUUUUCUUCCCCCUUAUUGCUCACUACUAUCUGACUACAUUGGAUGAGGCAGACGAGGCAGGCAAACGAAUCUUUGGGCCACGAGCUGGCAAUGAGCUGUGUGAGGUGAAGCAUGUAUUAGACCUUUGUCGCAUCCGUGAGUCAGUCAGUGAAGAACUCUUGCAGCUCGAAGCCAAACGGCAGGAGCUGAACAGUGAAAUUGCCAAACUCAACCUGAAGAUUGAAGCCUGUAAAAAGAGUAUUGAGAAUGCCAAACAAGACCUACUUCAGCUCAAGAAUGUCAUCAGCCAGACUGAACAUUCCUACAAAGAGCUGAUGGCCCAAAAUCAGCCUAAACUCUCCUUGCCUAUCCGACUGUUGCCAGAAAAAGACGACAUAGGCCUGCCUCCCCCUAAACUUCUACAUAAUUGCAGGCUCCACAACUGCUUUGACUACUCUCGUUGUCCUCUCACUUCUGGCUUCCCAGUCUUUGUCUAUGAUAGUGACCAGUUGGCCUUUGGCAGCUAUCUGGACCCCCUGGUCAAGCAGGCUUUUCAGGCCACAGCACGCACCAAUGUCUACGUCACAGAGAAUGCAGACAUUGCCUGCCUUUAUGUGAUUCUGGUGGGAGAACUGCAGGAGCCCCUGGGACUGCGGCCUGCUGAGCUGGAGCAACAGUUGUACUCUCUGCCCCAUUGGCGGAGAGACGGGCACAACCACCUCCUCAUCAACCUGUCAUGGAAAUCAAAUACUCAGAAUUUACUGUAUAAUGUCAGUACGAGUCGAGCCAUGGUAGCCCAGUCCACCUUUUAUGCCGCUCAGUACCGACCUGGCUUUGAUAUAGUCAUAUCCCCACUAGUCCAUGCCAUGUCCGAGCCUAACUUCCUGGAGAUCCCUCCACAGGUUCCAGUCAAGCGGAAGUAUCUCUUCAGCUUCCAAGGUGAGAAAAUUGAGUCUCUGCGGUCCAGUCUUCAGGAGGCACGCUCCUUCGAAGAGGAGAUGGAAGGGGACCCUCCGGCUGACUACGAUGACCGUAUCAUUGCCACCCUGAAGGCAGUGCAGGACAGCAAGCUAGAUCAGGUGCUGGCAGAGUUUACCUGCAAGAACCAACCUAAACCUAGCCUGCCUACUGAGUGGGCACUGUGUGGGGAGAGGGAAGACCGCCUCGAGUUACUGAAACUUUCCACCUUCGCUCUGAUUAUCACGCCCGGUGACCCGCACCUGGUGAUCUCUGCCGGAUGUGCCACGCGGCUCUUUGAGGCAUUAGAGGUAGGAGCGAUUCCGGUAGUGCUGGGGGAGCAGGUGCAGCUUCCCUACCAGGAUAUGUUACGGUGGAAUGAGGCUGCCCUGGUGGUGCCCAAGCCACGGGUCACAGAGGUCCACUUUCUGCUGCGCAGCCUCUCGGACAGUGACCUGCUGGCCAUGAGGCGACAAGGGCGCUUUGUUUGGGAAACUUACUUCUCCACAGCUGACAGUAUCUUCAACACAGUUCUGGCUGUGGUUAGGACUCACAUCCAGAUCCCAGCUGCUCCCAUCCAUGAAGAGGCAGCGGUUGAGAUUCCCCAUCGCUCAGGCAAAGCAGCAGGCACUGACCCCAACAUGGCAGACAAUGGGGAUCUGGACCUGGGGCCAGUGGAAACAGAACCGCCCUAUGCCUCUCCUAAAUACCUCCGCAACUUUACAUUGACUGCCACUGAUCUUUAUCGCAACUGGAACUCGGCCCCAGGACCUUUUCAUCUUUUCCCACACACACCUUUUGACCCUGUUUUGCCUUCAGAGGCCAAAUUUCUUGGUUCUGGCACUGGAUUCAGACCCAUUGGUGGAGGAGCAGGAGGUUCUGGCAAGGAGUUCCAGGCAGCACUUGGAGGCAAUGUUCCAAGAGAGCAGUUCACAGUGGUGAUGUUGACUUAUGAACGAGAGGAAGUGCUCAUGAACUCCUUAGAGAGGUUGAAUGGCCUCCCUUAUCUGAAUAAAGUGGUGGUUGUGUGGAACUCCCCAAAGCUUCCAUCAGAGGACCUCCUGUGGCCUGACAUUGGCGUCCCCAUUAUGGUGGUCCGCACUGAGAAGAACAGCUUGAACAAUCGCUUCUUACCCUGGAAUGAAAUUGAGACUGAGGCCAUCCUGUCUAUUGAUGAUGAUGCUCACCUCCGCCACGAUGAGAUCAUGUUUGGGUUUCGGGUAUGGAGAGAAGCUCGAGAUCGCAUUGUGGGUUUUCCUGGGCGAUACCAUGCUUGGGAUGUCCAGCAUCAGUCUUGGCUCUAUAACUCCAACUACUCCUGUGAGCUAUCCAUGGUGCUGACAGGUGCUGCCUUCUUUCACAAGUAUUAUGCCUACCUGUAUUCCUAUGUGAUGCCUCAGGCCAUCCGGGACAUGGUGGAUGAAUACAUCAACUGUGAGGAUAUUGCCAUGAACUUCCUUGUCUCCCAUAUCACUCGGAAACCCCCCAUCAAGGUGACGUCCCGGUGGACAUUCCGAUGCCCAGGCUGCCCUCAGGCCUUGUCCCACGAUGACUCGCAUUUCCACGAGCGGCACAAGUGUAUCAACUUCUUUGUCAAGGUGUACGGCUACAUGCCCCUGCUGUACACACAGUUUAGGGUGGACUCCGUCCUCUUCAAGACCCGCCUGCCCCAUGACAAGACCAAGUGCUUCAAGUUCAUUUAGAGGCAGCUCGGGGUUUGGCGGUCAGAUUGUGUGGAGCACAGGAGACGGCACUUGUAGGCCAGAAGGGUAGGAAGCCUUGUGGACAUCCACCAGCGGGGUGGUCCAGGCUGGCUACCGCCGAGGAAGGGGGCCAGCGAGAGCGGGAGGGGACAUCUGCCUUCGGUCCUGAUGCCAGCCCUGCCCAGGCACAAGCAAAUUCUGGGUUGCUCCAGCUCGAGCUUUGGUCAGGAGAUGCCAGAGCUCUGCCCACAAGCUUCUCGAUAGCUUACACUGAGGACCACGGGGACUCGGGAGAGUCGCUCACUGAGUACAUUAGCCCAGGACAACUGGUUUGUGGUUUUUAUUAUAAUAAUAAUAAUAGCUAUUAUUAUUAUUUAAAAA
This is a messenger RNA of Gracilinanus agilis (Agile Gracile Mouse Opossum), 3141 nucleotides long. RefSeq names its product exostosin like glycosyltransferase 3 (gene EXTL3). The transcript has 5 exons. The record is from RefSeq and is a predicted model, not a curated record. Gene Ontology annotation, molecular function: glycosyltransferase activity. Bases 1 to 2760 code for a protein of 919 amino acids. Lineage: Eukaryota; Metazoa; Chordata; Mammalia; Didelphimorphia; Didelphidae. Gene Ontology annotation, cellular component: membrane.